AUGCAAUUUCUCAGCUUGGCACCCGUUAGCAGUGCAACGACUGACCACAAUGUCGCUGGAGAUGGACACGAGGGCGAGGGAGUGGAUCGCUGGUGCCCCAGUAUUUCAGCUGAACGCGCCACGCAGAAAUCCGCAGAGCUUCACGAGAGUAAGAUCGGAAAUUUCGCUGCUCCCGUGACGAACCCUCAGGGCGAGGCCAGCCGCCUCACCAGCCUCCAGACCAAGCGUUCGGAGCUGGAGGUGCAGCUCCAAGCUCGGACAACCACAGCAAGUAAUGCCAAAGAGGCACUGCAGCGUCACCGUGAGGCCGUGGAUGCUGUGAAGGGCGAAGUCGCCGAAGAGUGGAGGCAAACAGAGCUCGCCGGGAAGCAGCUGGCAGAGGAGGGCGCCGCGCGGCAGCGAGCCGCCGAGCGCCUGGCUGUCCUCCGCCGGGAGAAGGCCUCGCUGUGCAAGCAGCUCGAGGCGGCGAAAUGGAACCUCGCCACAGCAUCAGCAGAG
Molecule: messenger RNA, 498 nt
Organism: Symbiodinium necroappetens
Lineage: Eukaryota; Dinophyceae; Suessiales; Symbiodiniaceae
Source: the annotation of a GenBank genome assembly